Molecule: messenger RNA, 498 nt
Organism: Psylliodes chrysocephalus
Lineage: Eukaryota; Metazoa; Arthropoda; Insecta; Coleoptera; Chrysomelidae
Source: the annotation of a GenBank genome assembly
AUGUCAUUGUCUCGAACACAAAAAAUGCUGGAACUAGCAAAAGUAGUUUUUGAAGAAGGUAAUUAUAAAAAUGGUGUCAACGAAACUGAGGCUGACAAGGAACCAUCUGGCAAUGAGGCUAACUCCGAAUUAGAGAAAAAUGAGGAGAAUGUGGAACCAACAUUAAAAAAAAGAUCUUUCAAUAACAAAGAAAAGGAAGAUAGAUGGGACCAACUUAAAAACAAGAAGGAGAGGGAGCAAGAUUUAAAAUACAAAGGCAAAAAGAAAAGGGGGUCAGAGUGGGACUACAGCGAAGAAAAACCAGCUAGAUUUAUUUUAGCACCCUGUAGCAGCAAACUUGGACAAAAGACCACGAAACUUAAAUGUCAAAUAUUAAGUGAAGAAAUGAGGCAACGGCUUUAUAAUAAGUUUCGGUCAAAAAUGUCUUGGAAAGAAAAGGAAUUGGUCAAAGUAGAAGGUGUUAAAAGGAGGCGAGGAAGACAAGAAGGCCCAUCAUGA